Molecule: messenger RNA, 2198 nt
Organism: Magnolia sinica
Lineage: Eukaryota; Viridiplantae; Streptophyta; Magnoliopsida; Magnoliales; Magnoliaceae
Product: putative disease resistance protein RGA3
Exons: 2
Coding region: 360-2069 (569 amino acids)
Biological process (GO): defense response to other organism
Molecular function (GO): ADP binding
Source: RefSeq, a predicted model, not a curated record
AACAAAACAAAUGGCUCCCUUCAAGUGACCAGUUACAAUCACGGUCACCAUACAUAUCUAUGGUGGAGAUUGCAGUGAACACAACUUGAGGUAUUCUAGCCGGAGAGCUUCCUUUUGCUAUUGAAAUAUGAUCAAUUAAAAGUAUCUGCUUUCUCAAGGAAAUUGGCUCAUCGCAUUGAUAUUAUUAAAGCAACAACAUUGGUAUCUUGGUGCUUUCCAUGUUCUUUCUUUAUCUCUCUUUUUAUUCAUUUUUCUCCCACUUGAUGGAAAAUAGUAUAUAGGUCCACAGUUUGAUUAUCUUCCCUUCCACAUUUAUCACCAAUUUCAAUUCUUUGGCAUUUCUACAGUACCAAGAAAAGAUGGCAGAAGUAUUUCUCUCCGCUCUUGUUCAGACAAUGAUGGGGAAUUUGAAUUCUCUACUUCUGCAACAGUUUGAAACAGCAUGGGGUGUCAAGAAAGAGUUGGGGAAGCUGGAGAGCACGUUGUCAACGAUCCAAGCGGUACUUCAAGACGCGGACAAGCAGCAAGUGCAGAGCGAGGCGCUGAGGGAUUGGCUAAGGAAGCUUAAGGGUGUGGCCUAUGAUGCAGAUGAUUUGAUAGAUGAGUUUGUAACAGAAGUUUUUCGGCAGAAAGUGAGGACUCAGUCUGAUACAAUGAAUAGGGUGCGCAACUUCUUUUCUUUUCCGAACUCACUUGUAUUUCGCCUGAGGAUGGGGAGUAGGAUAAAGGAGAUUGGGGAGAGAUUAUAUGAGAUUGCAGAGGAGAGGAAGUUCCAUUUGAGUGACAGAGUUGUAGAUCUUCCAUUCAAUAUUGAAGAGAGACUGCAAACAGACUCUUUGAUUGAGUCGGAAGUUUUUGGCAGAGAUGAAGAUAAGAAGAAAAUCGUAGAGUCGUUGAUUGAUUUUAGUACUCAAGAAGAUGUCUCGAUCAUCCCCAUAGUCGGUAUGGGGGGCCUUGGGAAGACCACACUUGCUCAAUUCGCUUACAAUGAUGAGAGGGUAACCAAGCAUUUUGAGCUAAGAAUAUGGAUUUGUGUGUCGGACAAUUUCGAUGUGAUGAGGGUAAUAAAAUUAAUCAUUGAAUCAGCAAAUGGUAGCAAAUGUGAUCUUGAAGGCAUGGAUUCACUGCAGCAUAGCCUCCAAGAAAAGCUAAGUGGGAAGAAGUUUUUACUCGUGUUGGAUGAUGUGUGGGAGGAAACUCCUGAGAAGUGGAAUUCACUGAAAAAAUCUGUCAGAGGUGCCAGGGGUAGUAAAAUCAUAGUUACUACCCGUAGUGAAAAAGUUGCUUCAAUCAUGGGCACUCUCCCUUCACACCAUUUGCAAACAUUAUCAGAUGAUGAUUGUUGGUUUCUGUUCAGGCAACGGGCGUUUGGGCAUGAAAGACAAGAACGUCCGAACCUUGUAAUACUCGGAAAGGAAAUUGUGAAGAAGUGCAAGGGUGUUCCUUUGGCGGCGAAGUCACUCGGAAGCUUGAUGUACCAUAAAACAGAGGAAAGCCAGUGGUUGUUUGUCAAAGAAAGUGAGAUUUGGAAUCUACCUGAAGAAGAGAAUCACAUUUUACCUGCCCUAAGGUUGAGUUAUUAUCAUCUGCCAUCACAUUUGAAGCAAUGCUUUGCAUACUGCUCAUUAUUUCCAAAAGAUUAUAGAAUCGAAAAGGAGAAACUGAUCCAACUUUGGAUGGCCGAAGGUUUCAUUCAAUCAUCAGUCAGAAGUAACCACAUGGAAAACAUCGGUGGAGAGUAUUUCAAUAAUCUAUUAUGGCGGUCCUUCUUUCAGGAUGUUGAGAAAGAUGACGAUGGGAAUAUAGUAUGGUGCAAGAUGCAUGACCUAAUGCAUGAUCUUGCAUGUUUUGUUGCAGGGACUGAAUGCUCGAUUCUGCAGGUUGAGAAUGCAGAGAGCAUCCAUAACAUAUCUCGCCGUUUGUCCUUGGAGUGUGGGUAUAGCAGGAAGGUCCGAACAUUCCCCAAGGCCUUAAGGAAAGUAAACCAUUUGCGAACACUGCUUCUGCUUGAAGGAAGAAGUUUCAGCAUCCCUCGUGAUCAUUUUGUACAUUUUAUGUGCUUACGCUGAAUAUGAUAACUUGACCCAUAUGCCUGCUAAUAUGGGAGAAUUAAAGUUUCUUCAGACCUUGCCAAUAUUCAUCAUUGGUCAGGAUAGAGGAUGUGGUAUAAAAGAGCUGCAAGACCUAAACCUUCGAGG